AUGUAUGUUUCAUCCAAGUCACGCAGCAAACACCUCCGCUUUCAAGGCAAACAACCAGGGUUAUUUAAUCAAGCAUUCCCCACAGCUCCCACCUUCCGCCAGUCCCAAAUUCCAACUUACCACCACUCGCCUUUCCCAAUGAACAACAAUUUCGUCAACGUACCUUCAAUCAAGACACUCUGGUCCAUGGCCAGCGUCUUAUUCUUCAGCUUCGCAGUGCAUUUAUUCAGCGGCCUGGGCGACUACCUCUACUUUGCCAUCAAAUACCAUUUCAACCAAGCGGCAUCGCAGUACAGAACUCUGGGUCCGGAGGUGCGGGCUACUGCUGUGUUCGUUGCUGCUGUUUUCACGUACAGCAGUUUGACGCUGCUGUGUCGCUGUCUUCGUCAAGCUUUUUACGCAAAACUUGCGCGGCUGGUAAAUGGCAGGUUUGCCAUAAUAGAGGAGCGUGUGAAGUUGUUCGUUACGAAGGACGACGAUGAAGCGAGGUACACUUCGCAGCAACAGCGCAUCACUGAGCUUUCCCGGCGGUUAGAGGAAUUCACAGCGAAGGAAGAGGUGAGGGAAGCACUUGUCACAAACGAGGGGCAUACCACUUCAACACCUCAACAACACAAAGAUACGUGGUUGGAGUUACUGAAGCAUACUACAGACAGCACCCACACUGCCACGGAAAACCAACCACCACCCACUCCCCACACCACCAACGACCUCUCCCAGGUCCUCGCGCUAACCCUCAACGACAUGAUCAAACAACACAGCAAAGACCAGAAACCCCUCUACCAAACCCUCUCAGCCCUCAACAUCACCAUCCAAAACCUCCAAGACCACCAGUCCGAAGCCACCCAAUCCAUAACCCAAACCCUACAAACCCAGCAACAAGAAUCCCUCGCCCUCCACAAAACUAUCUCUCGUUGCGUCCGCGCACACACAGGCCCCAGCCCGCUCGCCGACGAACUGCCAAGGAAGCGGUGCGCUGUUCGAGAAGAGCACGAUCUGGCUGGGCAAAAGGACGUGCUGCUGGAGCACACGCGAGAGAGUUUCGAAGGGCUGGUGUGGAUGAGUGGUUCGGGGGAGUAUUGA
Messenger RNA from Ascochyta rabiei, 1083 nucleotides. RefSeq lists its product as uncharacterized. Bases 1 to 1083 code for a protein of 360 amino acids. NCBI's taxonomy places the organism in Eukaryota, Fungi, Ascomycota, Dothideomycetes, Pleosporales, Didymellaceae. The record is from RefSeq and is a predicted model, not a curated record. The transcript has a single exon.